Molecule: messenger RNA, 6195 nt
Organism: Colletotrichum lupini
Lineage: Eukaryota; Fungi; Ascomycota; Sordariomycetes; Glomerellales; Glomerellaceae
Product: zinc knuckle
Exons: 25
Coding region: 1-6195 (2064 amino acids)
Source: RefSeq, a predicted model, not a curated record
AUGGGCAGAACUGCCGUCUCGCCAUCACGGUUCCAGCCAUCCGUUUUACGAACCUCGACAGCCACAUCGCACCAGCAUGCCAGUCAACUCUCCCUCACGGGACACCUCUAUAAACAUAUACCGAUUUCGUGGAUUGAGAGGCACCUACUUGUCUACCCACAUCUUGACUCGUUAGACGGCUUGAAGGCCGGCCGUGCGGUGGCUAAAGUCUUUCACGAAGCUCCCCGAAUAAUGGGAGAUCUGGGACUGCUUUUACCUGGUGAAAAGGGAUUGAUUUGCCAUAUAUCAAUCUGGAACAUGGGAUAUGCAGCUCUUGAACGUUUUCCGGACAUGGCAGUGUCGACAUUCACUGACCUCGCCCCCCGUCGCGCAAUCUUGGUCAUAUUAUACCCAGACCUAAGCAAAAAAGUCGCUUAUGAAGAUCACCACGAUCUUGAGUCUCAUUUCGGAUUUCAAUAUGCGACUGAUCCCUGCAGUGCAUUCCCACAACGUGGACAUUUGACAGGACAUAUAAGGCGUGCUAGGAAGAAGAAAGGCAGGCCAGAGGAAGUGUAUUCUCAGAUCGCCUGUGGAGCCUUUUUCCAGCUAUGUCUACAGCAGAGCAGUGGGUUAUCCAGGUACAGUACCUUAAUCGCUGUGCACUUGCUGGGUACGGAGUACAGUGGAGACUUUGGACAAGGAAGCACUGCUCUGCGGCGAUUUCAAUCCCACUCACUGACGCUAGAGCGCUAUCCGAUGUCUAAGUCCCAAUGCAAAGGCAAGACGGUUGUGCGACGGCACCGAGGCGGCGGGAAUGAGGUGCCCCUCGAGGAGUUUAUCGACGCCGUUACGGAAGCGAUGCAGGCGAGCAUCGCGAGAUUCGUUCCGAUCCUUACGCCGCCAAGUAUCACCGGUCCUGUCCGCAAAUUCGAGGAAAGUAUCCACGCCGGCCUCGAACUUGAAGAAGCAGCUCGGCGCAACUGCACCCUACAGGACAACGACGACAAGCUCUACAGCAAGUGGCAGUGUCUUCGGCGACAAACGGACAGACUCGUCAAGCAAAUCUCGACAAUGUCGUACCGCGAUUUCGUUGAAUCCAGCACAAAGGCCAUGGCAGGAACCUACGGCUUGGCUCGAGUGGGCGCCCGUUGGGACUCGGCACAACCACGAGUUCACAUGCCUGAUCUCAAGGACCCAUUGACCCACGAAGUCUGCAGCGCCCCCCAAGACAAGGUCCGUUGUCUCACCAAUUCGAUCUGGCCCAAGACCAGUACCGGACCAACGGCACCAGUACAAAACUGUCCACCACUCGAUCCCGCUCGAAUACAGUACUCCUCUCCACAGCAACUCGACUGCGAAGAGAUUUAUGAGCUGAUCUCCGGUAUCCCUAGCGGAAAGGCCGAAGGACCGGACGGGAUUGCUGGUGAGGCUCUCAAGAUGCUGCAUGUUUCAAGAGAUGAGCAAGAACCCGAAAGUGAGAGGGAAAGCAUCAUCGCCCCGAUUCUUGAACACAUCAUAAAUGCCUGUUUUCUCUUAUCGCAUCAUCCAGCGCAGUUCAAACGGUCCAGGACUGUCAUAGUCGAAAAGGCGGACAAGCCAACGUACGAAACACCGAAGAGCUGGCGUCCUCUCGCCUUGUUAUCCUGCAUGGGCAAGGUUGUAGAGAAGGCCAUGUCGAAUCGCUUGACGAUACUCUCCCUUGAGCACCACCUUGUCCCUUACAAUCAGUUUGGAUUCGCACGACGGUCUACGACAAAAGCGCUCGAGUUGAUUCUGAAUCGCGUCUACCGAUGCUGGAACGCCAGCCCGCGCAUGUUUGCAACGCUCAUGACCAUUGGCAUGACUGGCGCCUUCGAUCAUGUCGAUCGAGAGGUUCUCCUCAACAUCUUGGUUCGGAAAGGUGUCCCUGACUGGAUGGUUCUGUACAUCUCUUCAUUUCUUUCUGAUCGACGCGUUGCCCUGUCUAUUCCAGGAUACACAUCAGAGGAGUUCUGGGUCAACAUUGGCAUUCCCCAGGGCAGUCCUCUUUCGCCUGUCCUCUUCGCCUUGUUCUCCUCUCUUAUACUGGACGAACUCAACAAGAUCUGGCCAUCGAGUCCAUUCUUCCAAGCCAUGUCGUACGUUGACGACACUUGCAUGGUGGUCACCUCACCCUCCUACGAGGAAAACUGCAGAAUCUUGACAACGGCCUUUACCGACCUGAUUGCCGCUACCGCGCCGCAUGGCAUUGCCUUUGGCCCUUCCAAGACACAUAUCAUGCAUUUUCAGAAUCCGCACAGGGAUACUCGGGGGGCCAACUCGAGAACUGCCGACGAACCUGAGCCACCCAGAAUCAUACCAUUGGCAGAUCUACCAGACGUUGGUGUGGAAGGGGCAAAGAAGGAGGAGGUGAUCAAGCUUCUCGGGGUUUACUUGGACCAAUCUUUGACAUGGGCCACGCACGUAAAGGAGGUUACCGAGAAGAUGGAAGCCAAGAUGCGCACCAUCUAUCGUAUUUCCGGCUCGACAUGGGGGCCCUCUCUCGCCAGCAUCAGACGCCUGUACAUCACAAGUGUCCGCCCGAUCGCCGCAUACGCCGCUCCCGUGUGGUUCCUUUAUCGAGACAACGAACGCAGGGUUCGCUGGCAGAUCAGCGUCAAUUUGGUCACGAAGCUCGACAAGGCACAGGCGGCGUGUCUCCGACAGGUCGCCGGCGCUUACCAGACCACAGCGAACGCGGUCGUCCACCAGGAACUUAAUGUCCCGCCGCUUUCUCUAUUCCUUGAGAAGCUCGGCCAGAACCAUCGCACUCGCAAUCUUGACACCCCGGAAUACGGUUCUCUCGAUACCGUGUGGGGAACCGGUACCAUGCCGAAGACCCUAAGCGCAGCGAACAACGUAGCACACCCAUACCGCAUCCUCUACAAAUUCACGGCCGCUUCUAUUGAUUUCGCGGCCCGGAAGCAACUCAUCGAACUCAACGAGAAGCGAGCUACGAAAACAGACCGGCGCGGUUUUCCGCUACCGAAGUUAACGUGGCGGAACUUCCUUGACCGACAGCAAGUGCGGGGCAAAGUCAUCAACGACAAACUUCAGGAGGCAUGCGCGCGGUACUGGCAGAACUACCUCGACGCUCGCCAAGACCGAAGGGAGGAUCAGACCGAGCCAAACCUUCGCAUCGCCAACCACCGUCCUCUCUCCCUUUCGGAAAAAUGGGGCCCAGCCAGCUUGAAAUACUAUGCCAAGCUCACGCGUGCUGAGAGCACCAUGUUGUUCCACCUUAGGACUGGUGUCGUGGGACUCAAGUCCUACCUCUUCUCCAUCCAUGUUCGCGACAUCGUCGACGACCUCUGCCCGUGCAAGCAGGGCAAGCACACCGUCGAGCAUGUCUUCAUCCACUGUCCUGCUUUGUUGGCUGAGCGGACACGGCUCUAUCAGCAAGUCGAUCAUCAUGAUUUGAAGAAGUUGCUGACGCGUGAUUCCAAGGCUGCUGCCGCAGAGAUGGAGCGUGAUGGGGUGUCUGGUGCCUCUGCCUCGGAGACUGGAACGAGGGAGGCCGGGGGAAGACAGCCUUUGGUGGAACUGCAGUCAUGCCUCGAUAGUGAUGAAUACACACAGUACCACUUACCCUUUGGGGUCCGGUCCGCCUCAUUGGGGGCCAUCUUCGCCUUCACGGGCAAGCUGCCGGCCGCAGAACGAUCCCGCCGCAACACAUUAAUCGCCCUUCUAACAGCCGAAUACCACCCCUUACUUUCUCCCUUUAUCUUAUCCAACAACAACCUCUCCCUACUACUAUUCCCAUUUAACACGCUCGCCUGCGCUCUUUCUAAGCUCCCAAUCAUACCAUCAAGUCUAGGCUUGAUCCUGACUAAUGUCAAAUCACCAGCUAUCAUGAUGUAUCUGUCCGUCUUCCGCAAGUCGACAUUGCGGAUGUGGUAUCUGUUGAGGCGGUCUCUCCACAGCUCGGGGUCGUCUACCAUCGAGGAAGCCCCAAGGGUCGACGAGUUGUUGGUGGCGUCUCGGCAUUUCGACAAACUUGAUCAGAGGGCGAUGCAUUGGAUGCGAUGCGAGCGAGUCUUCAGGAUUGGAAACCAAGUAGGUAGACGGUUGGACAGCGACAGCGACAGCGCGACAGCGACGGACGGCGAGGGAAGUGAAGUUGAAAGUGCGGCAGACAUCGUGAGGUCGGCAUCAUUUAACGACGGCGACGAGGGCAUCUCCGAUACCACCGUUAGGGCAGCCAACUCAGCCAGGCUCACAAGGUGGUGGCGUCGGGCGCCCAACAUCGCCGUCAAUGAUUCCCUGAAACGGAUCUCUUGUAAUCAUUUAUGGAACGUAUUGCUAAUGCCCACUCGACAUCCAGCCGUGGUUGUGAACUUUGCAGGAGGGAAAGUUGAAAAGCUUUUCCAGGCCUCCCUGACAUAUGAAAUGGUGAGUUUGCUUUUCCUGUCCAUACAUCCGUUCUUGACUUUCAGCCACGCUUGCUGUGCCACCUCGUGGGUCUGGGAACCCCUUGUCAUAUAUCUAGCCCGCCUGCACAUCGAGGACUCAAAUCAAAACCGAAUUGCCUUCAACCUCUUUUCUUCUACAUACCUCGUUGUUUCCGCACAGUCAUUUCGACACACUCAUUCACUCGCACACGCUCGUUCACUCUCACACACAAUGGCUCAAAUCGCCAGUUCACGCGUUUGCGACACGCAGGGCGGCUUGGUUUUCUUCAAAUUUCCGAAUGCGUUGCGCAACUUGAUCUACAAAUACUAUCUUCAGCUUGACGAAGGAUACAAGCUUAAUCCGCACACCAACAAGCUGCGAACCGGCAACGACAAACCCAUCUCUCUCGACUUGUUGUACACCUGCAAGCGCGCUGCCUUGGAGAUGCGAGGGUUACCCUUUCAGCAUAAUAUCAUCACCUUCUCCGCGUUCUGCCCUCAGUCGCAACAAGGUCGCUUCAACGCUGGUCACUUCAGCAACAUGACGCGCAUGAUGGAAUGCGAACUACGGGCACUCUUCCACUACAGUCUUGAUCCCAGCUUCUUCCCCCGUCAAGUGGUUAAAGAAGUUUUAGACGCGUAUCCAGCUUUCGCCCCCAUUUUAGACGCGAUGAAGGGAGAAGAGUGGCAAAGUUUGGAUAUUCAUCCUCCUUACGGCAAGACUCCGUCGACUUUUCGCAACUUUGUCCGUUUCACUCUAAAUACGAUCAAAUCCCAUCGAUGCCUCUUUGAGAACCGCAAAUAUGAACAGAUCAUCGAUCGGCGUCGGCAGUGUCUUGAGAAUGGACGUUAUCUCGAGCGGGGAAAUAUUCCACUGAGCCAACUGUUUGGGCUCAGACCCCAGAAUUGGACAAUUCCCACCCAAAAAGAUGUCAAUGACAUGACUAUCCUCUCUGACGGGCUCAAGACUUGCGCCGUAUUUUGCGACGAUCUUUACGAUAAGCGCGAGCCGCCCGUGGAUCUAACCAGAUUUUGUUACUCAGCAGUUGUCGGCGCUAUUCAGUUUCUAGAUUCGAUGCUCCCAUCGUCUCGCGCCGAUGUUCGCCGCAUCAACCUCAUAGAAGAUCGACCGUCACUAUCUUACCCGGAAUGCCACGGUUUGGGGUUGAUACGGUUCUGCCAAGAGAAUCCGCUAUUACGCAUCGAGCGUCACGUGGGCUUAUGGGAUACUAUAUUCCAGGGCGAUCCCAUGAGUAUGGAACCCGGAGAGGAGGAGCUGCCCCGGAGGGAGAAGAAGACAGACGAGAUAUCUUAUCCCAUAGCCACCUGGAUGGUAGAGGCCUUGGCUUUACCUGCAGCUGGUAUGCCUCAGGAUGCGUUCAAGUUGAUGUUCGUUGGAGAUUCAGAGGGAGACUGGGAGUGUGAGCAAAUCUUCCGCAAGAUCGUCCUACGAGACGCCGCGUGGCAGGAGGCAAGGGACGAAUGUUUCAAACGAGGUAUUCUACCACCGCUCUCUUGGGCGGAGAGGAGGGCUGGAGCCUGGGGAGGGUCUUACGAUGAUGAUGCAUUCACAGGCUCGAACCCCCUUUGUCGUUGCUUUCUCUUCGAAGACUUUCCGCGGGCGGUGCAUGAACUUCUCAAUGGAAGUUCGCUCAUCACCUGCAACUUCAAUCCAGGCGAAGCUUGGAAUCUCGAGAAGAUCAUUGAGAAACGGCGAUCGUGGUCUUUACGCAAGUGGAACCGCAAAUGGUCGCGUGGGAACCAGUCGUACAGAAGAGGCCUCGGCCCUCACGACGCCUCAAAUUGA